UGCUAGUCUUUCUUAUUUCUCAUGUUGUGAAUGAGAUACCUAGACAGUGCCAAGUAACAAACUAAAAGGAAUAAAAAUGUUCAAAGUGGCAAAGUUUGAUAGCAACAACGUGGCAGAAGAUGCCUACAAGGAGUUAUUUAAGAAGACACCCCCUAUAACUAAUAGGAAGAACAAAAAUAAAAUUCAUAAAGGAAAGGUAACAAAACGUGUUAAAGAGAAAAAAGAUGUUUUGAAAGAAGAAAAGAUAAAGAGUGAGAUAAAAGCGAUUUUAAACAAUAGUCUUCAAUCAGGUACUGUUAAUCUGAAAAAGAAGAAAAUAAAGGAAAAAGCAAGGAACGCACCUGGAAAAUAUGUGUCUCUUUUAAGUCGCAAAAACAAUGAAUUUCCUGAAACCAAUCAAACUGAAGAGUCUCAGCAAAAGAAAAAGAAAAAACGUAAACGUAAAACCAUUCCUCUUGAUGACAAUCCACAAGACUUAACUCCACUAGAUUACAAGCAAAAAAAGAUUCAAAAAGUGAAAAAUAAGUUGUUACAAGCAAUAAACCCCCAACCUGAUGGCCCACCAAAAAAGCAAAAACAGGGCGAAAAGUCGUUAAGGGAGCGAAUGAUGGAGAAAUUACAAGCUGCCAGGUUUCGUUACAUCAAUGAACAAAUUUACUCAAAUGAUAGUAAAGAAGCUCAGAAGAUUUUUAAAGAGGAUCCAGACGCGUUCAAGGCCUAUCAUGAAGGCUACAGACAACAGGUUACCAAAUGGCCUUUAAACCCGCUGGAUGUGAUAAUAAAAAGUGUAAAAAAAAUGCCAAAAACACACGUCGUUGCCGAUUUUGGUUGUGGUGAUGCUAAAUUGGCUCAAUCGAUAAAACAAAAAGUACAUUCUUUUGAUUUAGUUGCCACAAAUGAGGCCGUGACUGCGUGUGAUAUGGCACACGUGCCUUUGGAGAAUAAUAGUGUUGACGUUGUUGUCUUUUGCUUGUCUCUAAUGGGGACAAAUCUGCACGAUUAUCUUCUGGAAGCCAAUAGAGUGUUGGUUUUGGGAGGAAUUUUGAAAAUUGCCGAAGUCGAGAGUCGCUUUGACGAUGUUAACCAAUUCAUUGAAGGAGUGAAACGGUUUAAUUUUAAAAAUACCUGGAAGGACUUGUCCCACAACUUAUUCUAUUUUCUGGACUUUAGGAAAGAAGGCAACAUCAAAAAUAGAAAGAAAUUGCCAACGUUAAGUUUAAAUCCGUGUUUGUACAAAAAACGAUAACAAUUAAACUAGUAAAGUUUGAUUCAUAAAGGG
This is a messenger RNA of Tribolium castaneum (red flour beetle), 1279 nucleotides long. RefSeq lists its product as uncharacterized. NCBI's taxonomy places the organism in Eukaryota, Metazoa, Arthropoda, Insecta, Coleoptera, Tenebrionidae. The record is from RefSeq and is a predicted model, not a curated record. Bases 77 to 1246 code for a protein of 389 amino acids. The transcript is spliced from 4 exons. Gene Ontology annotation, molecular function: methyltransferase activity. Gene Ontology annotation, cellular component: rDNA heterochromatin; chromatin silencing complex; nucleolus. Gene Ontology annotation, biological process: rDNA heterochromatin formation; regulation of transcription by glucose; cellular response to glucose starvation.